This is a messenger RNA of Humulus lupulus (European hop), 546 nucleotides long. RefSeq names its product acetyl-CoA acetyltransferase 2-like. Gene Ontology annotation, biological process: fatty acid beta-oxidation. The record is from RefSeq and is a predicted model, not a curated record. Lineage: Eukaryota; Viridiplantae; Streptophyta; Magnoliopsida; Rosales; Cannabaceae. The transcript is spliced from 5 exons. Bases 186 to 482 code for a protein of 98 amino acids. Gene Ontology annotation, molecular function: acetyl-CoA C-acetyltransferase activity.
GUUUGAUAAAUACCUUUUGAAGACAGAUGACAAAAUGGGACAUGCACAACUCAGCCUUCAACCACUUGUCUCUGCUGCUAGACUCAGGCAGAUUCUGCAGAACUUCAAUGGCGAGACGGUGUUAAGGAAGGUUGUCCCAGAUAGUGACAACUGUUUGGUCAGAGAAAGCUCCAUCACUUGUGUCAAUGUUUGAUGCUGCAAAAUUAAGAAAGCUAAGAACAAGUUUCAAGCAGAACGAGGGCUCUGUUACUGCUGGCAAUGCUUCAAUCAUAAGUGAUGGUGCAGCUGCAUUAGUCCUAGUGAGUGGAGAGAAGGCACUUCAACUUGGAUUGCAAGUAAUUGCAAAGAUUAAGGGCUAUGCUGAUGCAGCUCAGGAUGGAAGGAGCAAUGUGCCAAGUACUCUCCUUACUCCACAUACUUUGAGGGCAGACUCAACUUUUCCAUGCUCAAGAAUUUUACACAAAACUCCUUGUUUCAUUUAAUAUUAUAAAUUCAUUAUUGGCUUUCAUACAGGUUUUAUUGAGGCUGAAAAGAAACCAGGUGUUC